UGCGGAGGCUGGAGUCUUCUUUUAUGGUAUUGCACAAGCGCGCUUGAUUGUAGGUUGCCAUAAUAGUAGAUAGAUCAUAAUACAAAAUAUUAUUUAAUCUAUAAUCAGCUAAUAGCGCUGAUUUAUUAACCAGAGUUAAGGCUGUAGAGCAAUGGCUAACCGAAACCUAAAACUGGCGAACAUUCAAAACAGCGCUACAUCCCCGCACACACAGAACGUAAAGCGCAGCACGGAAUCUCCAGGAGAUCCCAGUGAAAAGAUGGAGCCAUCCUCUCCAUCACCACGGGACCCCAGUCCUGCAAACACUGAGCCUCAAGAGAUGACUCUAAACCUCACGAACUUUAGAAGACCGGGGGAGAAAACAUUCACUCAGCGAUGCCGACUGGUUGUUGGUAAUCUCCCAUCAGAUAUGACGGAAGAAGAUUUCAAGAAGCUGUUCUCCAAAUACGGGGAAGCAAACGAGGUGUUGAUCAAUCUAGACAGAGGAUUCGGCUUUAUACGCCUGGAAACAAGGACACUUGCAGAGAUCGCUAAGGCUGAGUUAGACGGCACAAUGCUGGGGAACAGACCGAUUCAAAUUCGCUUUGCCACACACGGGGCUGCACUGACAGUACGAAACCUGUCUCCAGUGGUGUCAAAUGAGCUGCUGGAGCAGGCCUUCUCACAAUUUGUGGUGGUUGAUGACCGAGGCCGACCCACAGGGAAGGAAAUUGUGGAGUUUGCCAGUAAGCCUGCUGCCAGGAAAGCCUAAAGUGGCCUGGACCGCUAUUGAGCAUCUAUGGAAGGAGCAUGCAGUCUGAGCAGGUCCCCUCGUCCAGUCAUUAUUGAGCCAACAGAACAGAUUGAUGAUGAAGAUGGGAUGCCAGAAAAGCAGUUGCAAAAAUCAGCGCAAUAUCACAAAGAAAGGGAAUAUCAACCACGCUUUGCACAGCCAGGAACCUUUGAAUUUGAGUACUCAUCUCGCUGGAAGGCUUUGGAUGAGAUGGAGAAACAGCAGAGGGAACAAGUCGAACGGAACAUACAAGAAGCAAAGGAGAAAUUGGAGGCUGAAAUGGAGGCUGCCAAACAUGAGCAUCAACUCAUGAUGAUGAGACAAGAUCUAAUGAGACGUCAAGAGGAACUGCGUCGCUUGGAGGAACUCAGGAAUCAGGAGCUGCAUAAACGCAAGCAGAUUGAAAUGAGGCAUGAAGAAGAGAGACGUAGGCGUGAGGAGGAUAUGAUGCGCCAUAGAGAACAGCUUGACAUGAGACGGCAACCAGAUGGAUUCAAGCCCAGUUUCAUGGAGAAUAGAGAACAGGAUACGAGAAUGAAUGAAAGGGGGACCCAUGGAACUAUUAAUAUGGGAGAUUCAUUUAACCCUGUCGCUGUGGUUAGUGGUAACCCCUCACAAAUGGGCAUAGCAGGCCACAUUGGAGCCAUGGGGCCAGAUGCAUCAUCGAAUAUGGGAACUUCCCUGAUUCCGGAUAAUGGAGUUAUGCACAAUGAUCGAUUUUCUGAAGGUGGACCUCUUCAAAUGGGUUCCCCAGUAAGUGGGCAGCCUGGUGUUGAAUCUCCUCAACAACAGCAGCACUCACCGAUGAUGGCUGGGGCAGGUCCUGUUCCUGGUGUAGUUGGCCAAAGUGGUUUUGUGAGAGGAAGUCCAGUUGGGGGACACUUUGAUGGGCCUAACAACAAGCGACAUAGAUACUGACAUUUCUUUUCCCUAGUAAUUGUGCUUACGUAUGUUCAGAUUGAACCACCUUGACUCAUUACUGAUGUAUAACCAUAUAUUCUUUUUCCCAUCGCCUUUUUCUGAAAAACCAUUUGUCUAAAAUGGGUAGAAAUGGCAUGAGUCUGGUCCUGUGUUAAUGUGAAACAUUGUCAUAAAUGAUUAAUGCCAUUGAAUCAGCUUGUACUUGACAAAAUGUCCUAAGGCAGUUGUAGAUUGCUUGCAACUACUGUAUUUGUUUAUCUUAUUUUAAUAUCUGACAUUAAGCCAUGAUUUUAUUUUUUUAAUUUUUUUUAGAAUAUUUAGAGGUUUUUGUUUUAGAAUAUCAGUCCUUGAAUAAAAUGUUUCAAAAAACA
Molecule: messenger RNA, 2064 nt
Organism: Puntigrus tetrazona (Sumatra barb)
Lineage: Eukaryota; Metazoa; Chordata; Actinopteri; Cypriniformes; Cyprinidae
Gene: pspc1
Product: paraspeckle component 1
Exons: 11
Biological process (GO): regulation of DNA-templated transcription
Cellular component (GO): nucleus
Molecular function (GO): RNA binding
Source: RefSeq, a predicted model, not a curated record